GUAUACUGGACAUCGUUUUGAACUUCCCUGGUUAUCACAGAUGGAGGUUCAGUAAUGUCCUGAGAAACACUCUCAAAAUAGUGAUCAGUCUUGCAUGGACAAUCCUUCUUCCAAUCUGUUAUUUUCAGUCAGACUCUGCGGGCGCUGGUCAAAUAAAGAAACUGCUCUCAUUUCUUCCUCAAGUGAAAGGCAUCCCUCCGCUGUAUAUUAUGGCAGUGGGAGUUUACCUCAUUCCAAAUGUACUAGCAGCCUGUCUUUUUAUUUUCCCAAUGCUGCGACGUUUUAUUGAAAAUUCAGACUGGCAUAUCAUCAGAUUACUCUUGUGGUGGUCACAGCCUAGAAUUUACAUUGGCAGAGGGAUGCAUGAAAGUCAGUUUGCACUAAUAAAGUACACUCUCUUCUGGUUGUUGUUGUUGUGUUCCAAAUGUGCAUUCAGUUACUUCAUCCAGAUAAAGCCUCUUGUCAAGCCGACCAAGGAUAUAAUGCGCAUCACUCUUGUUAAAUAUGAAUGGCAUGAAAUUUUUCCAGAAGCUGAACGUAACUAUGGAGCAGUUUUUGCACUCUGGGCUCCUGUAAUCUUGGUAUAUUUCAUGGACUCUCAAAUUUGGUAUGCGAUAUAUUCAACUUUGUGUGGUGGCAUAAUUGGGGCCUUUGAUCGCCUUGGAGAGAUACGUACUCUGGGCAUGCUAAGGUCCCGUUUCCAGUCACUACCUGGUGCAUUUAACACCUAUUUGGUGCCCACUGACAAGUCCCAGAGAAGAGGAUUUUCUUUUGUGAAGCGUUUUGCUGAGGUUCCAGCAAGCAGGAGAAGUGAAGCUGCGAAAUUUGCUCAGCUUUGGAAUGAAAUAAUAUGUAGUUUUCGGGAAGAGGAUCUUAUUAGUGACAGGAAAGCCUCUGAACCAAAUUGCAGUUACAUCUAUUUCUGGUUAUUGACUUCAUCUUCUCAUCCUUUAAGUAACAUAAAUUUUAUCUUAUUCAGAGAGAUGGACCUGUUGUUGGUUCCUUAUUCCCUCGAUCCAAGCCUGAAUAUUAUACAGUGGCCCCCUUUUUUGCUUGCUAGCAAGAUUCCAAUAGCUCUGGAUAUUGCUGCUCAAUUCCGAUCCAAAGACGCUGAUCUCUGGAAGCGUAUAUGCGCAGAUGAAUAUAUGAAAUGUGCAGUUAUUGAAUGCUAUGAAUCAAUCAAGCAUGCCCUCAAUGUUCUGGUUAUUGGAGAAAAUGAGAAAAGGGUCGUUAGCGGCAUCUUCAAAGAAAUAGAAAGCCACAUUGCAAAGAAUACAUUCCUGCAAAAUUUCAAGAUGAAAGCUUUAUCCACUCUGUGCGAAAAACUUGUAGAGCUCGUGGGAAUUCUGAAAGAUGGUGAUCCAGACAAGCGAGGUAGAGUGGUACUACUGCUGCAGGACAUGUUGGAAGUUGUUUCCCGUGAUAUGUCAACGAUUGAGAUCCGUGAGUUGGUGGAAAGCCAUAGUAGCAAAGAUACUGGAAGACAACUUUUUGCUGGCACUGAUGCAAAACCUGCCAUACUAUAUCCUCCUGUAGUUACAGCACAAUGGGACGAACAGAUAAGGCGCCUCUAUCUGUUAUUGACAGUCAAGGAAUCUGCAAUGGACGUCCCUACAAACCUUGAAGCUCGUCGUAGAAUUUCAUUUUUCACAAAUUCAUUGUUCAUGGAUAUGCCUCGUCCUCCUCGAGUCCGUAAAAUGCUCUCAUUCAGUGUCAUGACUCCCUACUAUAGUGAGGAGACCGUGUAUUCCAAGAAUGACCUUGAAAUGGAGAACGAAGAUGGUAUCUCGAUCAUUUAUUACUUGCAGAAGAUAUUUCCAGAUGAGUGGGAAAACUUCAAGGAGCGGCUUAACUGUAAAAAGGAGAGCGAAAUCUGGGAAAAUGAAGAGAACAUUCUGCAGCUUCGUCACUGGGUCUCCCUAAGAGGACAAACUCUUUGCCGGACAGUUAGAGGAAUGAUGUACUACCGGCGAGCAUUGAAGCUUCAGGCUUUCCUUGACAUGGCUAAUGAGAGCGAGAUGCAGGAAGGCUACAAAGCAAUAGGAUUUAUGUCAGAGGGCGACAAGAAAAAGCAGAGAUCUUUGCACGCUCAACUCGAGGCCAUGGCUGACAUGAAAUUCACUUAUGUUGCUACCUGUCAGAACUACGGAAACCAGAAGCGAAAUGGAGACCGCCGAGCAACGGACAUUCUUAAUUUGAUGGUCAAUAAUCCUUCGCUCCGUGUGGCAUAUAUUGAUGAGGUUGAGGAAAGAGAUGGGGACAAGGUGCAAAAGGUUUAUUACUCCGUGCUCGUCAAAGCAGUUGACAACCUAGACCAGGAAAUCUACCGCAUAAAAUUGCCUGGCUCAGCUAAAAUUGGAGAAGGGAAACCUGAAAAUCAGAACCAUGCUAUAAUUUUCACUCGAGGGGAAGCUCUUCAAACUAUUGACAUGAACCAGGAUAAUUAUUUGGAAGAAGCUCUAAAAAUGCGUAACCUUCUGGAAGAAUUCAAUGAGGACCACGGUGUGCGGCCACCGUCAAUUUUGGGUGUUCGUGAGCAUGUCUUUACUGGAAGUGUCUCCUCAUUGGCUUGGUUUAUGUCUAACCAAGAAACAAGUUUUGUUACAAUUGGACAAAGAGUGCUCGCGAGGCCUCUGAAGGUACGGUUCCAUUAUGGUCACCCGGAUGUAUUUGAUAGAAUCUUCCAUAUUACUCGUGGAGGAAUUAGCAAGGCUUCUCGUGGUAUCAAUCUCAGUGAGGACAUUUUUGCAGGCUUCAAUUCUACAUUGAGACGUGGAAACAUUACUCAUCAUGAAUAUAUACAAGUUGGAAAGGGCAGGGACGUUGGGCUUAACCAAAUAUCCCUUUUUGAAGCAAAAGUGGCCUGUGGUAAUGGUGAACAGACUCUCAGCAGGGAUCUCUACCGCUUGGGUCAUCGCUUCGACUUUUUCCGCAUGUUGUCUUGUUACUUUACAACAGCGGGAUUUUAUGUCAGUGCAAUGUUGGUCGUCCUCGUCCUCUACGCUUAUUUGUACGGGAAGCUUUACCUCUCACUGAGUGGAUUGGAGAAGUCCAUCAUUAAAGUCGCAAGGGCUAGGGGGAAUGAUCCUCUGAAGGCUGCCAUGGCUUCUCAGUCUGUGGUUCAGCUCGGGCUUCUCAUGGCCUUACCAAUGGUCAUGGAGAUAGGGCUCGAGAGAGGAUUCAGGACAGCCCUAGGAGACCUCAUAAUCAUGCAGCUGCAGCUUGCAGCUGUGUUUUUCACCUUCUCGCUUGGAACCAAAGCCCACUACUUCGGGAGGACCAUCCUUCAUGGUGGAGCCAAGUACAGAGCAACUGGACGUGGUUUCGUGGUUCGGCAUGAGAAGUUUGCUGAGAACUAUAGGAUGUAUUCCAGGAGUCACUUUGUGAAGGGAGUAGAGCUCAUGGUUCUGCUGAUAGUUUACCAGAUUUAUGGCUCGGCAGCAACAGGAGCCGCCUAUAUGCUCCUCACGAUGUCCAUGUGGUUCUUGGUCGUAUCUUGGUUGUUUGCUCCUUUCCUCUUCAAUCCUUCGGGAUUUGAGUGGCAGAAGAUAGUGGAUGACUGGGAUGACUGGACAAAAUGGAUUAGUAGCCGAGGUGGUAUUGGUGUUCCCGCGACUAAGAGCUGGGAGUCAUGGUGGGAUGAAGAGCAAGAGCACCUGCAGUACACUGGGUGGUUAGGACGGUUCUGGGAGGUCAUUCUUGCUCUCCGGUUCUUCGUUUACCAGUAUGGUAUCGUCUAUCAUCUCCACGUCUCCCAAGGGAGCAAGAGCAUCAUCAUUUAUGGCCUCUCGUGGCUUGUGAUUGUUGCUGUGAUGAUCAUCCUGAAGAUAGUGUCCAUGGGAAGAAAGAAGUUCAGCGCCGAUUUCCAGCUGAUGUUCAGGCUUCUCAAACUCUUUCUCUUUAUCGGGUCCAUAGUCACUCUCGGUGUCCUCUUCACAUUCCUUAGCCUCACUGUGGGGGACAUCUUCGCCAGUUUACUCGCCUUCAUGCCGACUGGAUGGGCAUUGCUUCAGAUAGCACAAGCGUGGAGGCCAUUGGUGAAGGGUCUGGGGAUGUGGGGAUCGGUGAAAGCACUCGGGAGAGGGUACGAUUACUUGAUGGGGCUCGUGAUCUUCACUCCGGUGGCGGUCCUCGCUUGGUUCCCCUUCGUGUCUGAGUUCCAGACGAGGCUGCUCUUCAACCAAGCCUUCAGCAGAGGUCUCCAAAUCCAACGUAUUCUCGCGGGUGGCAAGAAGCAGAAGUAAUCAAUUGCAGUAAGCUUAGCCCCCUAUAUAUAUUCCUCAUAGACUCCGACUCGGGCCAAAUAAUUAAGAGGCAUAAUGUACAUGUUCACCGGGGCAUAUAUCAUCAACCGACAAUAUCACUUGCCCGGUGCUAGCACAUGCAUAUAUUGAAAAGCCUCGAAAUAUGGCUGCAGAUACAUGUGUCACGCAACUCGUGUUUUGUACUAAGAAAAAUAAAUAGAAAUCAAAGAUAUAUUUCAUUGA
Punica granatum (pomegranate) is the source of this 4487-nucleotide messenger RNA. Lineage: Eukaryota; Viridiplantae; Streptophyta; Magnoliopsida; Myrtales; Lythraceae. The record is from RefSeq and is a predicted model, not a curated record.